This is a messenger RNA of Callorhinchus milii (elephant shark), 2088 nucleotides long. RefSeq names its product aldehyde dehydrogenase, dimeric NADP-preferring. The coding region runs from base 485 to 1957 and encodes 490 amino acids. The transcript has 11 exons. NCBI's taxonomy places the organism in Eukaryota, Metazoa, Chordata, Chondrichthyes, Chimaeriformes, Callorhinchidae. Gene Ontology annotation, cellular component: cytoplasm. The record is from RefSeq and is a predicted model, not a curated record. Gene Ontology annotation, biological process: aldehyde metabolic process. Gene Ontology annotation, molecular function: aldehyde dehydrogenase (NAD+) activity.
GAGUUUUUAAUUGAAUGGCGUUUUUAACCUGAUGAUCUAAUUAGACCAAAGAAAUGGUUUGACACCAGGUCAGAACGUGUUCCUUCACGCAGAGGGUUGGGAGCUGUGAGAACGUGGGCUACACUGCCCUCAGGCGGCUGCUGAUUUCUCAAACAUAUGGAAAUGUAAUACAUUUGUUUACAGUCGAGUUGAUGAAUGGGCAAAAAAAAGUGGCCCUCGAGACCAGUAAACACCGCAGGAACUGCCAACAUUAGGACACUUUGGGGUCGACGCUCGCAGAAAGGCCAAGAUCGUGGCCCACUCCAUCGGCUUCCAAACUGUUUCUCUCGUGUCCUUACGUUCGCCACCAAAGGCUUUGGUGACUGACCUCCAUUUGCUGCGGUGCCCGAUGCUGAGUGUGAUCAUCUGCUGCCCACUUCUGGGCGCUGGAGAACCCUUGUAACGACUUGACUAGCUCCCGUUCGCUGUGUGCUGACUGAGAGCGAUGGAGAUGAAAGGGAUUCAGCAGGCGGUGGCAGGAGCCCGAAUGGCCUACAGAACGGGCCGGACGAGGCCUCUAGCGUUCCGUGUGAAGCAGCUGAAGGCUCUGCAGAAAAUGCUCACUGAGAACGAGGAUAAAAUCUUCCAGGCUCUCAAGAAGGAUUUGCAUAAGAGUCAGUUUGACGUGGCCAUUUUUGAAGUGGUUGGCCUCCAGAACGAGAUCACACUGGCUCUGAACAAACUGCCCGACUGGACUGCCCCCGAGUUCGUCUCAAAGAACAUGCUCACCAUAAUGGAUGAAGUUUACAUCCACAGAGAACCUCUGGGUGUAGUCCUGAUCAUGGGGGCCUGGAACUACCCACUAGCUCUUGUAAUCCAGCCACUAAUUGGGGCAAUUGCAGCAGGAAACGCUGUGGUCAUCAAGCCUUCGGAAGUGAGCGAGAACAUGGCUCAACUGCUGCAGAAAUUGCUGCCUCAGUACUUGGACAAGGAGUUGUACCCUGUGGUGAACGGAGCGGUGCCAGAGACCACGGAGCUACUGAAGCUUCAGUUCGAUCACAUCCUGUUCACGGGCAGCUCCAGCGUUGGUAAAAUUGUCAUGGAAGCGGCCGCCAAACACCUGACCCCAGUGACCCUGGAGCUCGGAGGCAAAAGUCCCUGUUACAUCAAUAAGAACUGCAAUCUGGACGUUGCCUGCAGGCGUAUAGCAUGGGCUCGCUAUGUAAACUGUGGUCAGACUUGCAUUGCUCCAGACUAUAUCCUCUGUGAUGAGGGGAUCCACGAUAAAGUAGUGCAGAAGCUCAUUGAAUCCAUUAAAAUGUUCUACGGUGAUGAUCCCCAGACAUCCCCCGACUAUGGUCGCAUUGUGAACAGGCACCAUCUGAGUCGGCUGCUGUCACUGCUGGAGGGGCUGAAAGUGACGCAUGGAGGAGACUACAACACACAGCAACUGUACCUAGCGCCCACGAUUGUGGCUAACGUGGAUCCCAACGCCAAGGUGAUGCAGGAGGAGAUCUUCGGCCCAGUGUUGCCGAUCGUCCCCGUUGCCGGUGCAGAGGAUGCCAUUAACUUCAUCAACAACCGGGAUAAGCCCCUGGCUCUCUACAUCUUCACCAAUGACAAAAAGCUGAUCAACAGAAUGAUAGCUGAGACCUCCAGUGGAGGCGUCACAGUAAACGACUGCAUGAUCCAUUACAGCAUCAGCUCCCUGCCUUUUGGGGGCAUCGGUAAAAGUGGUAUCGGAGCGUACCACGGAAAAUUCACCUUCGAAACGUUUAGCCACCGUCGAGCUUGUGUGAUCAAGUCCUUCAGGAUGGAGUCGCUGAACAGUGUUCGUUACCCACCUGCCACCGAGUCCAAGCUGAAGUGGACCCGCUGGCUGCUGAUGAAGUCUCAUGGGAGCAGCAGAAUGAAGCAGAUGAUGAUCGGUUUGCUGGGGGUGCUGAUUGCUAUGGCGCUGAAGUUUUAUUUUCUGUGAAGCCUGAGGGGCAGCCUGACCGAGAAGAAGCCUGCAUCGCAACUCACCUGAUCACCCAGUGACUGGGGUUAGGAGAGAGCAGAGAAUAACCUGUGAUAUGAUUUGUGACUAAAAGCUUCUAUUGCUGCAAA